Messenger RNA from Neurospora tetraspora, 1546 nucleotides. Its product is annotated as S-adenosyl-L-methionine-dependent methyltransferase. The record is from RefSeq and is a predicted model, not a curated record. The transcript has 4 exons. NCBI's taxonomy places the organism in Eukaryota, Fungi, Ascomycota, Sordariomycetes, Sordariales, Sordariaceae. Gene Ontology annotation, biological process: methylation. Gene Ontology annotation, molecular function: methyltransferase activity. The coding region runs from base 173 to 1183 and encodes 336 amino acids.
UUUCCCCCCUGCUCAACUUCCCAGAAUCCACCAGCUCCCGUAUCUCAACAACAAACAAAACAACAGCUUUCACACUUGUCGCUGUCGAGAUUUUCUUUCGCCGAGCUUCCUUCUCACUCCUCUCUUUACUUCUUAUUGUCUUAAUCCUUAAUAUUUCAACCAAUUCGUCACGAUGGCCGCCGCCACACACCAGACAACACAAACAGGACAAGAUGAGGUUACUGACCUCAGCAAGCAAUAUGAUACCCCAAUGGGCCUUGCCCACUCGACGAUGCAGACUCUGAAAGAUCGCAUCAAGCUUCAUUAUGACCUGGCGAGCGACUACUACCUGAACCUAUGGGGAGAGCAUAUUCAUCACGGUUACUGGGCCACAGACGAGGCCAAGGCCAAGGACACCAAGGAAGUUGCUCAGGUCAACCUGAUCCGCCUUCUCCUCGAAGUUUCCAAGGUCUCAGAGGGCGCUCGUGUUCUCGAUACUGGCUGCGGCAUUGGCGGCACCUCGCGCUUCCUCGCCUCUGAGUUGGGAUGUACCGUAACCGGCAUCACCAUCUCUACCAAGCAAGUUGAGAUGGCGACCAGGUUGACCAAGACCGAGGCCGCCAAGCAGAUCCAGGGCGAUGACAAGACCGUCACCCCUGAUGCCGAUGGCUUCAUUGCGCUCGGAAAGGGCAAGGUCAGGUUCAUUGAGCUUGACGCGGAGAAGAUGGGCGAGUAUUUCGCUUCGGACGCCGGCACCUUCGAUGCUGUGUGGAUCAGUGAAGCUUUGAGCCACUUUCCAAACAAGGCUCUUUUCUUCCAGAACGCCUUCAAGGUUCUCAAGCAGGGCGGAAAGUUGGUUCUUGCCGACUGGUUCAAGGGUGAAGGACUUGAUCAAACCCAGUUUGAUAACGACAUCAAACCUAUUGAAGACGGCAUGCUGCUCCCGCCUUUGUGCACUCAGCCCGACUAUGUCAAGUUCGCUACAGAUGCUGGACUGAAGGUCUUCCACGAGCCCAAGGACAUCAGCAAGGAUGUCAGCAAGACAUGGGACAUCUCUUGGUCGCUGGUGCAAAACCCUUCCUUGUGGGCGUUUGCCUUCAGCCAGGGUAGAGACGGCAUUGCCUUCCUGCAAGCCUUCCGUGCGAUGAGGAGAGGCUAUUCCAAUGGCAGCUUCAGAUACGCCGUCAUGUCAUUCCAGAAGUAAAAUUUAAUGACAAAAGCGUAAGGGAGACACUGCCAGUUCAAUGAAUUCCUCUCAGUGAUGUGAUAGCUCGUGAACGCUGCUGUCUCUGUUGUUGCUGUUGUCUGGCAGAUGACUGGCGAUAAGCACAACCUCAUCCUCAGAGUGCUCUGCCGGGACCCUGACUCUUCUUGGUACCUACUCGCAUCGGUAGGUCCGUAUCUUCCACAAGCCAUUGAACUCGUUGCUGCACCAUCUUGAAGACGCCGCCAUGUGGUUUUCACAAACCAUCAAUGCUGGUAGAAUUGUAGAUAUAAGUGACGAAUAGCACCCCUGCCCCUGCUGUCGCUAGAGAGCAAAGCUACCCCACCUCAAUUGACAUCUCCC